CUGUACUUAGUAUAUAUACGUUACAAAUGUCGACACACUUUAUUUAUUUGACUUUUGACGAGAUUAUACGUCUGCCUUACAUGAACAUCUUCAAUAGGACUUAAUACAGCUCAUUGGAGUGUAAGACCAAAGCAUAACAAAAUCCUCUACCAACACAAACAUUUGGAAUACGGGGGUCAAAUUGAUUUAGAAACGCCAAGUCAUUUUAGAUGUACCUGUAUGAUUGAGUAAAUCUGGUUUGACUUUCGACGGAACACUGACCCUGGAAUAGAUAAGAGAAAGGGACAAAAUACACCUGGAUAUCAGCCCAACAGUGUCUAAAUGAUAUUUCGUUGUGGGAAUGUUAAUGGUUUCGUACUGAAAGGAAAUCAUAAUGUUUUCUAUCAUUAAUAUUUUAAUACAGACCCUGGAAUAUGUAGCGGUAGAAUGAAUGCCAGUGUCCUAUGGCAGUUCAAAUAUGUAUUGGAAACAUUUGUUGGAAUAUCAUCUUCCAUAAGGACACAAAAUGAACUGUAAAUGUACCAACAAUUCAAAGAAACAUUGAUGAUAUGAAAUUUUGAGAUCCUGUGGGAGUGAUAAAAUUUGGUGUUGAUAUACAGAUAUAUAUCUAGAAACUUGUUGGUGAUAUUGCUUUGAUGACAUCAUAUUGUUACCUUGCAUCUGACGGCGUGAUUACCUAAUUAUAAAAUCUAUCAUUUAUUGGAAAAUGCAUUGCACUACUGUAUUGGGAUUGUGAUUUUCUGUAUAGAGCCGAAGGAUUAUGGCAAUCUCGAAAUGUCCUUAAUACACGAGAAUGAUGAAUGGAGGUUUACAUUUCGUUAGCCAAGCACAUGUGAGUUGUGUUUGAUCCUGGGGUACGUCGAGGCCUACCAGUGCAAUCGGAAGAAGGAUUAUCUGUAUUUACACCUGGGCGGUCCAUGCUCAUGUAACGGACGGUAUCAUGCACGAAGAAGGCGUUAUAUGUUUAAGGACUCCCAAUGGGGUACAGAUCGGUCCUAUCAGAGUCCCAGUGGCCAAUACAUACGGUCCUGAGAAAGGUAAAAUCAACGUGGAGUUGGGCUCGCCAUUUUAUGUCCACCUCCACGAUCUCCCCGAGUACUCAAAGAUCUGCAUUGCUCAGACCGAUGUGGAUAAUGAGUAUGACAACAUCAUGAACAAGGCCUUACGGUCAUAUAAACUCCAUAGGGACAAAGAACGAGCGGACAACCGACAAAAACUGCUCAAAACCGCCUAUAAGAAACGAUGGCAUGUUCCCCACGCCCCAUCUCGGCCGGCUACCCCCGACCGGAAGCCACGCCCAAAAUCGUCUUUGCCUCCCAAGAUGGAUGCUAUCAAAGAGGUUCUGGAGGCCAAUACAACCAAUGGCAGUUAUGACAGUUCAGAACCGAAGAAACCAGUGGACGUGAAACGUGUGACGUUAUCAAUGGACUCCCCGUCCAUGUCCAACUCUUACAUACGGAGGAAUCAGCAGACCAGCCAGUCCUGGUAUAGUCAAAGCUGUCCCACAACCAGCUACCUCAACAGCCACAUGAUGCGGCAGUACCAGUCAAGUGGGUCUGCUAGCCCAUCCUCUUCCGCCUCUAGUAAAUCUUAUUCCGGUUCUGGCACAUCAACAAGAGCCUCUUAUUCGCCCCAACUCAAGAAAAAGACUGAGUCGUCACCGAAAAAACGACCUGAAUCUGCAAGGACAAAUUAUUCUUAUGAUGGAGGUAUAUUUGUACCUAACAAACCCAAACAUGACUAUUUUGUUAUCCACCCUGACUGGGUAUCAGAAGCUAUGUCCAUACAGAAACUGAGUCUGAAGGAGCGCCGUCCAGUCAGUAGGACUGGCACGUGGCCUGGUAGGCGAUGUAAAAGUGCCCCUCCUCCCAAACUUCGUAAUCCUAUCACGUGGGACGUGGCUCAUGGCGAGGAUAAUAAAUAUUGAAUUUAUGAUAAAAAAAAAACAAGUAUAAUAUUUCGUUGCCAUAGUGUGUACAAGUGUCGUGAAGGAAAGGAUCAGGUACGAUCGAAAAUGUCCCUGCAGUACCCUUGCUCGAUGGGUUUGCUGAAUGUGUUGUGUAUACUAUGCGCAGUAGCGUAACCGGGCAAAAUGAUUUGCACACAAUCAGGGAGGCGUGGUUCAACCUGUCGUGAACGUAUUGCUAUACUUGUUUAUAUAGUUUAAUGUUAUACGCAUGGGCACGGUGAUUUCCGGUCGGCACCAUAAACAAUCGAUAUGUCGUGGACAACGUAACUUUCAUUUAACAAAGUAGAUAUCAAAUAUACAACAAGCAGUGUUGCUUCUUCUCGUCACAAUAUAUAUUGGAUAAAAAGCAAGCAGUGUGGCUUCCGUUCAACCCAAUAUAAAACAGGCAGUGUGACUUCCGGUAAGCCUAACAGAUACUGAAUGAAUAGCAAGCAGUGUUGCUACUGGUCAACGCAAUUGAUGCUGGAUAUCAAGGCAAUGUGGCGGCUUCCGGUCAAUACAAUAUACAUGUAUAUGUAUAUAUCAGGCUGUGUGACUUCCGGUUCACGAACAGGUAGCGUCAACUACUGAGUUUAUAGUGGACAUGUUUACUUUUGGACAACAACAUAAGCACUAGGUAUUUAUAGCAAAUAUGAAUUCAGGACAGUAGCAUAAACAUUGAUGAUACUGCAAAUUCCUGGCACUUGAUACAUAAUAAAUAUGUAUAUUAACGCACGAUUAGGGAUUGACUAGGGAUUGACAGGACAUGACGAUAAAUAUGAUAGUCAAUCGACAUGAUAUAUAAUUGUGCAAAUCCUACGAUUCGAGACUUGCGGAUUUCCUCAUCUACUGUGAUCUGUUUAUCAGUUUCAACAAACUGUCAGUAUAGAUAUUUGGCUUUACUCUGGCUACAGUGUAAAUUUGAACCUAAUGUCAUGUUUCGUUUUAUUAUCAAACUGUUUGAAAAGCUCUAGAUGUUGUUUUUUUUCAAAAGCAUCAUUACUUUGUAGCUGAAGAUGGUUUAUUAUUGUUUCUUUUUCCAUGUACAGUUAUUAAUUUUUUUUCAUGUUCCACUUGACACCUUUAACUGUCAUUUUAACAUGCAAAAUAGCCAAUAAAACUAACUCUUUCUAGUCAUUCUUUCAUUAAAUGUAUAUAUUUAAAUAUAUAAAUAAGUUAUGGAUUUGUUGUUAUAAGAGGGUAUUACAUGUAUAUGUAUAUGAAAUAUCCCGGAUGAGGAAACAAGUGUCCUUAUCACUGCUAUCAUUUCCAUCACUUCUGUGGCUCUAGUAUCAUGUGUAGGCACGUGUAGGAUCAUAUUGGCUCCAGUAUCACGUGUAGGCACGUGUAGGAUCAUAUUGGCUCCAGUAUCACGUGUAGGCACGUGUAGGAUCAUAUUGGCUCCAGUAUCACGUGUAGGCACGUGUGGGAUCAUAUUGGCUCCAGUAUCACGUGUAGGCACGUGUGGUAUACAUCCAUUCUGCCUCUUACACCGAACAUGUUGAAUGUAGCAUACAUCCUUAGGACGGUACAUAUUCCUAGCUAUAAUACACAUCACGGGUGUCCUUGGGCGAAUUAUUUUUGACACGGAAACAUCGCUCUUGGUACAAUGUAUAAUAAUUUUGCCCAAACACGAAAGACUUCGACCUGAAACACUGUUCGUUCCCGGAGCUAAUUUUCAUAUCACACAUUUAAAAGGUGUAAAAAGAACGAAGAUGGAUGUCCACCCAAAGUCAUGACAGUUUUCGUUUGUUCUAUGGAGGGACCCUGUUAUAAUAUGUUGUUUUCAGACUUUUAAAUCCUGUAUUUACAUCGACAUGUACAGGUCCUUCAAGAUAUAUGCCUGAAGUACUACAUUUGUAAAUUGACGAAGCGUUUGUCUGGCUCCAUAUGGUGACCUCCAUCGUGUUGUUCUCGGUCAACUUAAUGAUCGCGUCCAAGGAAAUGCACUUGUUUAAUGUGCCAUACAUUCUCAACGCUAAUAUAAUUAUCGAAGAGAAAGUCCGUGGAUAUAUCAAUACAAAUUUGUAACAGAAAUGUCAGAUAAAAUGUGUAAUAUACACUGUAUUAUGUAUCCAAUAUUCUGGAUUACCAAGAUUCCGUAUUACUUUAUAGAACACGGUUAUGUAUCUAUUUGUUUUUCUUUUGGAAUCACAACUGUACAACGUACAUUGUCACUUGUGAAGUGGGACUACGUUAGUGUUCGAAGUUUUGCCUAGAAAAUCAAUUAAAGUCAUAUCUUUCGCCUA
This is a messenger RNA of Pecten maximus, 4197 nucleotides long. RefSeq lists its product as uncharacterized. The transcript has 5 exons. The record is from RefSeq and is a predicted model, not a curated record. NCBI's taxonomy places the organism in Eukaryota, Metazoa, Mollusca, Bivalvia, Pectinida, Pectinidae. The coding region runs from base 941 to 1927 and encodes 328 amino acids.